Molecule: messenger RNA, 1784 nt
Organism: Suillus paluster
Lineage: Eukaryota; Fungi; Basidiomycota; Agaricomycetes; Boletales; Suillaceae
Exons: 6
Coding region: 189-1358 (389 amino acids)
Source: RefSeq, a predicted model, not a curated record
AAGAUACUUUCCCACGACCUCUCUCCCUGAAACUAUACCGCAGCAGCCCUAGUUGUUUUUUUCGCUUUAGCAACGUAGAAUCGCCUUUGCUUUCAACUAAACGUUUCAAGUUCAACCAGUGUACUUUGCAUUCUGGACAAUCCUUCCUAUUUGGGACAAGCACACAUCAUUGUUCGACCGUCUUGAACAUGAUCAUGGAUAACGACAUUCUACGCGCAUGGCUGCUCAUUCAUGAGUUGAGCGACCAGCUCGCUCAUAACCAGAAAAUAUCAACUACAUUACACUCGCAAGCAGCCUCACUUAAAGACCAGGCUGUACACGUCGGUUCAGGUUUUGCUCUGAGGCGAUUUAAUACCGAUAUCUCGAAAGAAAUUUUUGAUUCCGAAUUGGAGCGCUUGAACGCCCAAUUCAUUAUCGAGAACCAAACCCUUCUUCAUGAGAACAAGCAAUUUAGUCUCCUUCUCAAAGAAUAUGAAAGCACUAUGGAAACCAUUAUGUCAAAAUUCAGGAAUCAUGCAUUAGCAGCUCAGCAACACGAACUCACCCUGACCCGCCACUAUGAAGGUUUACUACUCGCCUGUGACUCACAUAAUCAGUAUGCAGACCUAACUUCCGAAACUAAAACCGUUAUCGGCCUUCAGCGCCUCGCCCACACUCUUCGUGCAUUGCAUCGUUCCAUGUCUGGCGAAGAGCCCGAACUAACCGACGAUGGCUCCCCGAUCGACAUUCCUGCUCUCCUUCAGUCGUUAGACCAACAAGCAGACUCCGAGAUUCGGGACGAUUGGGCGUUGGAGCGUGAAAUUGAAAUUUCCCGCCUAGAAAAGGAGAACGAGGAGCUGCGUAAGAUGCUGGGCAUCGACUCCGCCUCGUUGAGCGAAAAGGGUAUCACACUUGAUAUCGAGCGGGAGGAGGGUGGACGGAUCUCAACCUCAAUUUCGGCGGCAGCUCGGAAGCGCAGCGGGUCAUCGUCUUCUUCUGGUCCCCGUCUGAGCCCGUGGGCGUUUGACGCUGAUAUGCCACCAGAACGGGAGACCAACCCUUGGAGUGGAUGGGAGUCGCAACUUUUACCCCAGCCCCAGCCCCAACCCCAGCCACCGCCACCCCAGCCUCAACGACAACAACCCCAACAGCGUCUCCAGCCGCAACACCCCCCUCAACUCGGUAGUGGUAUGCGCAUGCAAGACCCCAUAUACUCCAACCAGCUUCCAUAUGCCAAGACCAUGCGACGGCCCGCAAAUUUAUUCUCGCCAAAUCCAGGGCCUGCGCCUCCAGUAAGCUCCAGCGUGGGUUCAAGUUGGGCACAGUCAACACCAUCCAACCGUUGGGCCUCGUCGAAUAUAGCAGAUUUUAAUCAUUAAACCGCGUACUCUGAAUCGGUUUACUGCGACGCCUCUUCGAUGACAUAUGAACUGCCCUGCGUUGUUACGCUACGCCCUGGUGACCGCACGUCAGUUCGAAUGAGCAAUUUGAAAAUGUCAGAUAGCGGCAAUGCACGAUUGGUACCUGCUUGGAUUUGAGAACAGCAGCCGCAGCUACUUUUGCAAAGGGUUUACUGCCCAAACAAAAAUAUGACUCUUGUGCUUGGCCGCCUGGCAGAUGAACAAUAGGGUAUCACACACGAGCUGGCAUGACCUACAGCCAAAAUAAUUGAUCACUUGACCCGAAUAGCCGAUAGGCUCAGAGGGCAUAACGCAACAUCGCGACGGCUCAGAUUCACAUUGGUCGGUCAGGGGCAGCACGACCAGAACAAAUGCAGCUGUCUAAAAUCUACACGAUACACAUCG